AUUUUCACUCAGCCGAAACAUAUCUAUCGUGGUAUGACUAUCAGUCGUGCUCAGCAGAAAAUUACUGUAAUUUGUUAGACGUUUAGCUAUCGUUAUUAAAACGUUACGUUGAUUGUCGUUCAAAUACAAUUAUCACACGUCUCCGUAAAAGCAUUUCAACGUUCUUUUUCUCGUUAAUCCUGAUAUAACAAAUGGCGUGCUACUUGCAAUUACAAAUUUUGGUACUAUUUUUUGCCUUAAUAAAUGGAGUUAUUAGCGAUGGUAUAUGCAGCGAUAACAUAAAGGGGCCGCAAAUAGUCCCGGAUCCUGACGACUGCGCUUCGUUUUAUAUUUGUCACGGUGGACUUCAGUUUCGUUUCUCAUGUGCCUCUAAAGUCGGCCCAAAGAAGGUUUUCGAUCCAAAAUCUCGGACAUGCGUUCUACAGGGAUCAUCGUAUGACCACAGUAGUUGCAACAAUAACUUCCGGAAAUCAUCUCAAAGAUGUCUCCCCGGCUUGACGACAAGCUUCCCUCACGAAGACAACUGUGCGAUGUAUUACCGAUGUACGGGGAUGUAUAAACCUGUUAAAGCCGAGUGUCCAUAUCCUCGACUCUAUAGCAUCGAAAGUGGCACUUGUGAACUUUACCUGUACGUCAAAUGUGGAGCUAGGAGGGAGCCAAAAGAUCCAUGUGACUAUGAAGCGAACCAGUGUGAAGAUAGUGGUUGUAUCCCGUGCAGACAGAGAUAUGGGACAUGUAUAGGCCAUCCUGACGGUCCAAACCAAUGGGAAGACAAACCGUGGACUCCUCAUUUUGUAAUCUGCAAGGAUCAGCGAGUAAUUCUGCAAGGAGACUGUAGAAAAAGCGGAAAAGUAAACAUUUUUAACCCAGUCACUCGAACAUGUAUGCCAAUGUCCAGUCUUAUGAAGAUGGCAACGUCGGCAAAACUUUUGUAGCCAGCUUACAGUUUGAUCGAGUUGAUUGGAAAAUUCAAGAACAAGGGCACAUAUGACUUGUUGAAUGUAUGUAAACGAAUUUGAGACUAAUUAAUAAGUGACCUUGAUGCACUUGUAUCAAAUGUGUUAAAGUGACAAAGAACAUAUCGCCGUAAUUUGUUGAAAUCUUACUCUAUUCGUAAUUGUUUUGCAACACGACAAUGUAUAAGACAUUUUUCUCGAACUGACUGUGUUACAUAGAGUUUUAACCUGACGACAUUUGUCGUGUUAACGUUUUGUUUAAAGUUUGAAGAAAUACCUAAUUUUUGGGAAGGAUGCACCAACUGAUAACUCUUUUUAUAUGUUAGUCGUAUAGAGAAAUGAAAGCCGACCGUGGAUGUCAACAAUGACGGCAUUAACAUUAUAUUAUAACUGGACAUAUAAGACUUUUUGUACAAAUGUGUCAAAGGAAGUUCAACGUCUCUUUUAAUUCUACAGCAAUACCAAGCAAUGUCCAUGAUGAAAUAAAACCAGUACUUCUGGGUUCUGUUGUAAAAUAACAGCGAAUACGAUUUGGAGUGUUUAGUUUGUUUAUUUACAUGUAUAUGAAUAAAAUGCAUAAUACUUUUA
Molecule: messenger RNA, 1544 nt
Organism: Mercenaria mercenaria
Lineage: Eukaryota; Metazoa; Mollusca; Bivalvia; Venerida; Veneridae
Exons: 3
Coding region: 192-935 (247 amino acids)
Cellular component (GO): extracellular region
Molecular function (GO): chitin binding
Source: RefSeq, a predicted model, not a curated record